Thlaspi arvense is the source of this 3975-nucleotide messenger RNA. The record is from the annotation of a GenBank genome assembly. Lineage: Eukaryota; Viridiplantae; Streptophyta; Magnoliopsida; Brassicales; Brassicaceae.
AUGAUUAAAGUGGCGCGAUUGCCAACUUUUUGGAACAAACCACCGUGCGCUUCACCGGCGCCGCCGCGUAAUCCGCCGUCAUCGCUAUUCACCGACAUUUCCAAUUUCAAAACGCCGCGGCGUCCUUCCGUUGUAAAGUCGAAUUUCAGUAACUCUCCGCAUCCGCAAUUCUUCACUGCAUCCAAGCAAACUCCAAAGUCUUCGUCUUCUAACUUCCGUCGUCCUUCCAUCGUUCCCUCUCAUACGUCUCGAUCCAAGGUCGCAGCUUCGUCGAGGCGGCUUAGGGCAUUUGAACUUCAGCAAUCGCAAUCUUCUCGCAAGGCUGAGUUGAGGAAAGAGAAGAGCCUUAGAUCUCUUGCUAAAUCGCUUACGGUGUGGCUCAAUUUCCUGUUUGAAAACCCUGAAAAUUGCGGUUGCGAUCCGGCCGAGAAUGACUCUGGUGUUGGUAGCGUAGGACAUUUAGGUCGUCCGGCGAAGAGAGAUAGUUGCGAUGCUUUACGAAACAGUAAAUCAGUGGGAGUGGAUACGAUGCGGCGAAGCCCCAAAAGGUCGAGGAAUUUAAAUUGGUCUGGUGAAAAAAGAUCAGAAAUUGGCUCGUGCUUGACCGGCUCCAAGUACUCCACGCUGAGGGAAUCUCUAAGAGAUGUGUGUAGCUUAGAUGAUUUGAAGCAAAGGAUGCAGUUUCAUUUGAGUUUAGGAAGUUGCAAGGAGAUAUUUGAUGUGAUGACCCGAGUUACAAAGAAUAUCGAUGAAGGGAGGAUAAAAAUGAAACCACAAUGCCCUCUUGUUACUGAUUUUGGAAUGAAGGAGAACGCCAUCAAGGCACUCAUGUGCUAUAACCAAGUUUGGCUCCGUUUAGGUUUAUAUGUCAUCUUUGGCGGUGAUUCGUUUUUGUCUGACGGUGAAGUUAACUCAGAUCAAGAAAUGGCGUUCUUGAAGAUGGUAAUCAAUAAGCAGUUUUUCUCCCAUGAUGGCCUUGCUAGAGCAUAUGCCUAUAACAAGAUGGUUGAGGGUUUGUACAGACCAGGGUACUAUGAAGCCCUUGGAACCGUGAUUUUGAAGAGGAUUCUGUUGCUUGUUCUUAUAAUCGAUAGAGCUAAAUCUCAAAGCUGCCUUUCACUAAAGUAUGGGAUUGAUGGGAUAGAUGGUGGCUCACCGCUCAUGUUUUCUGUGAAAUCUAGCAUAAAGUCUAGCCAUCAACUUAUAUGUGAAUUCUUGUCUUCUGAUGUAAUGCAUGGAGAAGGGAAUCUCUUAGCGCAUCUAGUGAUUAUAGGGUACAAAGUACCUUAUCAGCAGUCUUCUCUAGUUGAAUAUGAGUUUAAAGUGAGAGACUUGUUUGGUGACCUCCAAGAUGGCGUGCUACUCUGCAGAGCCAUUCAACUUCUUCUUCACGAUCCGUCAAUUCUCACGAGAGUGAGUUUUAAUCGCAUGAGGCUUUUGAUCAAACAGAAAAUGGUAGUUCCAUCCGACAAUCGAAAGAAGAACUUGGCCAAUUGUAGAAUUGCUCUUCAAUAUCUGAAGGAUGCUGGUGUUUCGUUGAAAGAUAACGAAGGAAUGAUGAUAACUGGAGAAGAUGUUGCAGAUGGUGACAGAGAGCUCACUAUUUCACUGCUAUGGAACAUGUUUGUACAUUUGCAGUUUUUGGUGGAUUGCUGCACGUGUCUUCUGAAUUUCAUUGGUAAUCUGCCUCUGCUGAUCAAUGGGAGACUCUUGACGGAGGAAAUCUACAAAAUCCAGGGGCUGGAACAGAAUAAUCAAAUUACCAUGUCUACUCCUCUGGAAAUGCUCUUGAACUGGAUCCAGUCAAUUACCAGGAAGAACGACUUCAAUUUAGAAAGCUUAGCAUCAUUGGUUGAUGGAAAGGGGAUAUGGUUCUUGCUUGACUACUAUUUUCGUCGAGAGGUUUGCUGUCCUUGUCUUCACAAAGAGGAUCCUGGUGGUCAACAAGGGCCUCGAUCAGUAAUGUCCAAUACCGAUUACCACGAUGCAGUUCAAAAUUUCAUUCUGUCGCAAAAGUUGACAGCACUUUUGGGAAGUUUUCCUGAGAUUGGUGACCUACUGGAACAUAAUGCAGUAGUUAGCAACCAAAGUGUAAUUAUACUGUUGGCGUUCCUAUCAUCCAAGCUGAUCGUCAAGGAGAAUAUUGAGAAACUGAACUUUCACAAGUUGUUGUGCUCUAGCUGUCAAGCUCAAGAGAAGAGAUAUUCACGCAUCAGUUGCAGCAGCUCUGAACCAGUUAGAAAUGAGGAACCGGACAGAGAAAACAGAGAAGAUGCUACUAAAAGGUUCCAGGCAAUCAAAGCCUGGUGGCAGGACAUGGCCAGCCAAAACCAGAGUUCUGUUGGAAAACUUAGUAGCCAAACUCUUCCAGGCACCUUCAAAUGCACUACAGAUGUCCAACGAGAAAUUGCAGCAGUGGUCAUACAAGCGAAUCUUAGGGCCUUUCAUGCACGCCGCAAGUUUAGAAAGACGAUGAGUGCAAUCAUCUUCUUACAAGCUGCUCUCCGGACAUGGUUGUCAGUGAAACAUGUAGAAGUUCUUGAAAAAUUAACUGUUGAGGAAGAAAGAGCGGCCAACUUAAAUCAUGUAGCGAGAUACGUCAAGUUUAUUGUUGAACGAAGUCGCUUCAUCAAGUUGAGGAAAUCUGUUUUGGUCAUUCAGAAAGCUGUAAGGAGGCAUAAUCAAGCGCUUUUGGCCGCUUCUGAUUUGUGCACUACACAUCAGAGCAACCUUCAUCAUGAGCUGAAAGCAGCACUCAAAAUUCAGCUAGCUUGGAGGAGUUAUAAAGAAAAAGUUAGCUCCCCCAUCAUCAUCCAAUCUUAUGUUCGUCGGUGGAUCAUACGCAGAAUGAAUUGGACAUACAAGUUUUCUGCCAUACUUAUUCAAAGAUACUACCGUGGUUGGUUGGUGAGAAGGAAAUUUUAUCUUCAGAGAGAAGCAACGAUAUGCAUUCAGAGUGCUAUCCGAAAGUUUAACUGCAUGAUGUCAUUUAGGGGACAAAUUGUUCGAAGCAGGCUUCAAGGAGCGUCUCAUCUCAAUUCACAACUCGACAAUGGUGUUUCAAGACUUUCACAACACAGCUCUGGGCAGACAAAACUGCUACAUUCCGUCAUUAAACUGCAGCGUUGGUGGAGAUCUCUCCAUUCACAGAAUAUGAGAAGAAAGUCAGCAGUCUUAAUACUGAGGCAUAUUCGAGGUUUGUUUGCCAGGCGAAGAACUUCUAUGGAGAGACGCUACAUUGUCAUGAUUCAAUCACACUGGAGAGGUUACCUCACACGCAAAGCGUCAAAGGCUCAAGUUCUGGAUCUACGAGUAAGAAUGCAGACUUCUGCAGCAAACAUAGAUGACAAGAAACGGUUGAUAAACAAGCUUCUUUCUGCACUUUCGGAACUACUGAGCAUGAAAAAAGUCCACAACAUUCUUCACAUAUGUGAAACUUUGGAACCAUGUGAAUGGACUAUAACACUCACCACCGAGGAUUGUACAUAUGAUGUUUCCUCUACAGAUUCGGCAACAAAAUACUCUGACAAAUGCUGUGAAGAGCUUGUAGCAGCUGGAGCUAUAGACAAGUUGCUAACACUGAUCCGGUCUGCAAGCAGAAGCAUCCCUGAUCAAGAAGUUUCAAAACAUGCUCUUUCAACUUUGAGACACCUUGCUCGUUACCCACAAAUGGCAGAUGAGCUAAUCGACACAAAAGGAUCCAUCCAGACAAUCUUUUGGGAACUACUCAGGAACAAAGAAGAAGCAUAUUUCAUUGCAUCAGAUGUUCUGAAGAAGAUAUGCAACAGCCGUAAAGGCGUAGAGACAGUUCGAAAGCUUUCUGCGUUGGUAAAACGGUUACACGCCUUAGUUGGCGAGCUAACUCGUAAGACAAACAUUGAGAAACGGAACGCUAAGGGUCAGAGUGGAAAAGAAAAGAGUGAGAGAAGAUUAAAAGAAGCUGUUGAGCUUCUAAAGCUUAUAACCAGCAGAUGA